Molecule: messenger RNA, 861 nt
Organism: Aspergillus tanneri
Lineage: Eukaryota; Fungi; Ascomycota; Eurotiomycetes; Eurotiales; Aspergillaceae
Exons: 5
Coding region: 1-861 (286 amino acids)
Biological process (GO): fungal-type cell wall biogenesis; (1->6)-beta-D-glucan biosynthetic process
Cellular component (GO): endoplasmic reticulum membrane
Source: RefSeq, a predicted model, not a curated record
AUGCAUCUGAGCUGCUUCACGCUGCUCGCUGUUGGAGCUGCGACCGUUAAUGCAUUCCGGGAUACAUCGCCCUUUUUCCUUGCCUCCACUUCCGAGAUCACACUCCCUUCGGAACAACUCAAGACCGCUACAUCUUUGCUGGAGGAGCUCACUCUGAAGUUCAGCACUUGCCCCUCGGACUACUAUGUGAUUGUCUCUCAGCCCGGCGUGCAUAGCACUGAUUUCGCUACCCUUCGAUCCGCUCCCCGCCUAGGGGCAAAGAUGACGGGACAAGAUAAGGGCAUUCGAUCGACCAUGACAGUCCAUGAAGUUGCCGGCGUGCUGGAAGCGAAGCAAAUCCAGAACUUGCUCGAGCGAGACUGUGGGGCCCAAACUACUGUUGUCGAUGGCGCCUCUGGCUCUUAUCCUUCCGAUUUUGGCGCCGCUCCUCAUGUUAUUUACAUCGAUUUUCCCGUGCUUCCUCUGGGGACCGAAAGGUCACAGCAACUUUCCGAUAAUGAUGGUCUUAUUUCUGAUAUUAUCGAGCGGCUUCCUGCUAAGAAGGAGUACUCUGUUCUAUAUACAACUUCGCCAAAGGAAUUCGUCGGAUCCGAUUCCAGUGUCUACCAACCAAAGGGAGACCUCUACCAGGAUACUAUCCAUAUGGAUCUUAAGCGUGACUAUUCAGCGCAGCCUCGUCAGGAUAAUACUCCUUCUAACAACAAAUCUCUAUUCCAAGAGUACCAGUACUUCACACCGGGUAUGCUCCCAUUGGACCCGCCCCGCUUCCGUCCUAGACAGUUUGCCCUGACCAGUUUAGAGGUCCCUUACGCGGCCUUUGAGAAGGAUACCGCCUCAAGCGUACAGAAGAAGCAGCAGUGA